AUGACUGUCAGCACUCAGGGUAGGAAAAGCGCCUCCAAGCGCAUGUCGCGAGCGUCGAAAGCCGGACUUAUCUUCUCGGUCGGCAGGAUCAGCAGACAGCUGAAGCGCGGCAGGUACGCAGGAAGAAUCGGAACUGGCGCUCCGGUUUACCUUGCAGCAGUGCUGGAAUACUUGUGCGCUGAAAUUCUCGAGUUGGCCGGCAACGCUGCCAGGGAUCGCAAGAGGAGCAGGAUCACACCUCGUGAAAUCUUGCUAGCCAUCAGGGGCGACGAAGAGCUCAGCGCUUUCCUCGGAGGAGUAACACUGUCUCAGGGAGGAGUCACCCCAAACAUCCAUGCAGUGUUGCUGCGUAACACUAAGUCCAAGAAGGAGGACAACCCUGAAUUCACGCAAUCUCAGGCGCUUUAA
This is a messenger RNA of Babesia ovata, 408 nucleotides long. Its product is annotated as histone h2a. Gene Ontology annotation, molecular function: structural constituent of chromatin; protein heterodimerization activity; DNA binding. The coding region runs from base 1 to 408 and encodes 135 amino acids. The transcript has a single exon. Gene Ontology annotation, cellular component: nucleosome. The record is from RefSeq and is a predicted model, not a curated record. Lineage: Eukaryota; Apicomplexa; Aconoidasida; Piroplasmida; Babesiidae.